Molecule: messenger RNA, 2613 nt
Organism: Apiotrichum porosum
Lineage: Eukaryota; Fungi; Basidiomycota; Tremellomycetes; Trichosporonales; Trichosporonaceae
Gene: FZO1
Product: mitofusin
Exons: 3
Coding region: 1-2613 (870 amino acids)
Biological process (GO): mitochondrial fusion
Cellular component (GO): mitochondrial outer membrane
Molecular function (GO): GTP binding; GTPase activity
Source: RefSeq, a predicted model, not a curated record
AUGCAGCCCAACCCCACCCCUCCCGGGUCUCCUCGCUAUGAGAAGGAGACCCAUAUCGGCCUCCAGCCCGCCUCGAUCCAGGCGCGCAUCGCAGGUACUGCUGCGGUUCGUGAUUACGAGGACAAACAGACGACCCUUUCGUCUGCCAUCGACGCAACAAAAUAUCUGGUUGCCGACUUGAAGAACUUCAACCAUGGUGAAUGGAAGAUUCGCUACCCCCACUUCAGCCAAAACGCUCCCAACACGAUCGCAUCGGACGACGAGGCCAAGUCUCGUCGUCCGCCCAACCGCAGGACCCUCACGUUUGCCGACGAGCCCCUUUCGUACACCGAGGUUGUUCUCCAGGAGACCGCCAGCACAAGCAACCAGGUGAAGCGCUCGGUUACAUUGGCCCCCAUGACAGCGGAGCCCAACUCCAUGUCGGAGGAUGUCGCAGGGGAAACGGCCAGUGUCAAGGAGGAUUUCUCAAUCCUUCACCUCGACCUCAACCUUGGUGCCACUCGUCACGCCAAGGCUCUUAUUUCUCAGCUGGAGCGGUCUUCCAUCUCGGCUCUGAUUGACACCCGUCUGACCGCUUCCCUUUCGCACCUCAGCCUGCUCCACGCUCGUAUCCAUGAUGCCCAUUCCCGCGUUCUGGUAACCGGUGAUCUCAACGCGGGCAAGUCGACCUUCGUGAACGCCCUGCUUCGUGGCUCUGAGGUAAUGCCCACCGACCAGCAGCCAUUGACCACGCGUUUCGUCGAAGUCGUCAGUGCGGUUGAGAACGACGACAAGGAGGAGAUUCACAUUCUCAACUUGGACUCCAAGUAUGAUGCCCUCGACCCGUCGACCUUCACAGUGGCUCCCAUUGAGGAGCUUGAGAAGCUUGCCACUGAUAUGGACAACGACCCUUCAGCCCCUCCUCUGCGCGUCUUCCUUCGCGAGACCAAGAACGUUACCAACCCCUCGAUUUUGCACAAUGGUGUGGUCGAUAUCUCUCUCAUCGACGCGCCGGGUCUGAACCGUGACUCGAUCAAGACCACCGCCAACUUUGCGCGCCAGGAGGAGAUUGACGUCGUCGUCUUUGUUGUUUCAGCGGCCAACCACUUCACCCUUUCGGCCAAGGAGUUCAUUAUCCAGGCUGGCCACGAGAAGGCGCACCUCUUUAUUGUCGUCAACCGCUUCGACCAGAUCCGUGACAAGGAGCGCUGUCGCCGCGCAGUCAUGGAGCAGAUCAAGGAGCUUAGCCCCGAGACCUAUGAGGACGCCAAGGAUCUUGUUCACUUUGUCGACUCGGCCAAGGUCGCCUUUGGCUUCGAUGACAGCUCGGAUGAUGCCGAGGAUGUCGACGCCGCCUUUUCUCAUCUCGAACAGUCUCUCCGCUCGUUCGUUUUAGUCAACCGCGCAAAGUCCAAGCUGGGCCCCGCUCAGAAUUACAUUACGCACCUCCUCGCUGAUGUCGAGCUCCUUGCUUCCGCCAACACCAUCGUGGCUACCCAAGAGCGUGACGGCGCUCUGGCCGAGGUCGAUCGUGUCAAGCCCGAACUUGACCGCAUGAAGCGCGGCAAGGACACUUUUGAGGAUGGCCUCGUUGGUGAAGAGGAGGUCGUCACCUCCAAGGCCAUUGUUGCCUCCCAGAGCUCCCUCCGUCACGCUCUCGACAGCGUCGGCCGUGGUGAACUCGCCAAGGGUCUCGACAUGCCCGUUUACCCAGGACUUCUUGGUGCCUGGGACUACGCCGGCGAGGUACGCCGUGCCCUCCUCGCGUCGCUGGACAUUGCUGUACGCCAAUGCGAAGACGACGCUCGUGUCGCCACUACAGAGGCUGUCAAAGUCAUCACAACACUUGGCGAGAAGCACCUCCCGGUCGAUGUUGAGCGUUCGAAGCGCGUGUUCAACUCCGCCGCUAUGUUCUUCAACCACGCUGCCAAGAAGGGCCGUCGCACAUCCGGUCUGCAGUACGUCGGUCUCGGUUUGGCUGGCAACUCAGCCCUCUCGCACGUCGCGGUCUCGGACAUCUUCGACCUGCAACACCUUCUGUUCUUGACCGACUCGGUGCCCUCUGAGGCUGGAAAGCAGUCUGCCUUCCGCGACCUCAUUCCCGCCUCAAUGGCAGGUGAGGUGGGUGGCCUUGGUGCUGCUUCAUUGGCUGUCGGUGCCUUCUCUAUGGCUGGCAGCCAGACCAUGGCUCUUCGCACAAUCUUUGAGAGCGCCAUGCACCUCUCAGACCUUGCCUCCAACCCCGUUGUGCGCAAGUGGGCUGGUCCUGCUCUUGGUGUCAUGGCCAUUGGUGCUAUUGCGUACGUCAUCUACGAGCUUCCCCGCACUAUCCCCCGCAACGUUGGCCGCCACCUUCGCUCCGAGCUGCUUACUUCGUCGGGUGCCAUCGACGACGCCGACGAGACGCCGUUCUUCGAGGCCGAGGCGCAGCGCAUCGGUCGCGAGGUACGCAAGGUUAUGCGGCUGGCUGCCUGGGACCUGCGUGAGCGCUUCCGCACUGCUCUUGAGGCGCGUGGCGAGAUUGUCCGCCAGAGCGAGGAGACUGCUCGCGAAGCCACCCACGCCCUGGAGUGGUUCACAGAGGUUGAGCAGCGCGUCGAGGUUAUCCGCAGCCAGGUUGGGCUGAAGCUGUGA